UUGCUUAAAAGAGGUUGUUGUGAGGCGGGGGACUGAAGUCUUUGUAAAGGGUGAUAGAUGUAUAAUGGACCUUUCCCGAAAUAACAUUCAAUUUUGAGACCUAUUCGGCUAUUAGAACUUCGUCAAAUCUGACGUUUGUUCACAAACAUGAGACAGCAAAAGGUGAAUAAAAGGAAAGCUUCUUGAUAUAACCCAGUCUGCCACUCAAGAUCUCAAGAUCGAUUGUGCGAGUUGGAUGGGGGCGCCUUGACCCAUAUCUCCCUGCUUGAUGAACCAAAGAGGUCUUUUGAUGUAUAUUAGUUUCUAGGUUCUUCGAUGCCUCGCAACUUUCUAAAUACAAACCGAUGAAUCUUCGACCAUUUGUUACGAAUCAGAGAUACGUUAUCAGAAUUCGAAAUUCCAGAGUUAUCAUCUUUAAGGUGAUACCCGUUAGAAAACAAGGAGAAAUCAUUCAACUGCACUUCGAUACUCACUACAAAACAAAAGCCAUCGAGGAUGGAAUUCUACUUCGUAUGUUAUACACGUCAUUACAUCUUCGCCUUGCGAGAUGUAUUGAUCAUUAUUGGUCUUUUUGUUUGCUCGACGUAUCAACUGCGAAUGUCUUCUAAAGCGGCUUGUCGGGACCCAUUGGGAUUAGCAAGUGGGAAAAUCAAGGACGACCAAAUAACCGUGUUUUCUGCGUUUGAUGACAACUUCAACACUUUCGGGGCCCACAGGGCAAGACUCAAUUUAACGUCAUGGCCUCCCGGACACCGUGCGAAUCUGAGGCAGUCUGCAGAAUCAUGGAUCAAAUUAGAACUUAAAAGGAAAUUUGUGAUAACCGGAAUAGCAACGCAGGGUUAUGGAGACCCGGAUGUUGGAGAGUGGGUCAAGCAGUACAUGGUGCUGUAUUCCACUGGGAAGGAUUAUUUGUACUUCGAGGAUCAGCUAGGGAAUUUAAAGACGUUUGCUGGUAACAGAGAUGCAAAUACUGCCAAGUUCAACUUGGUCCCUGUGCCGACCAUCGCCAGUUCCAUUAUGCUGAUGCCGCUAGAGUUCGAAAAGAACUUUGCGUUGAGACUGGAGCUUUAUGGGUGCGAGCCAGGAUAUCACUUCGUGGUUUCCGUGAUGGUGCGAGGGGCACGAUUCACCACAGACUACGUAGAUCCAUCAAGCUCCAUCUACAAGUCCAUGAAGCAGGACACUAGUCUUGAGAUUGCAUACGCUUUAAAAGGAGUUCCCGGAUAUCUAAGUGGCAAUUUCCUAGAAUUCCGGCCUGAAAAGUCCACCCAGGGUAACAUGAACCUUGUGGCUCGAAUGAAAGUCGACUGCAUUGAGGCCAGUGUACACUAUAUCACUACAGCCUUGAAAAACGCGAUCUCUGAUGCCCAAGGCAUGUUUGACAGUUCAUAUCUGACUGUACAGUACCCCUUGGAUGUUCAAUGUCGCCCACCGAAUGUCUCAAUAACACUAAGCAAAUCGUCCGCCAACCCAACUGUCUUUUAUAUAACCGAAGAAAACUAUCUGAAGGCCAACGUGAUAUUGGACUGUAAUGUCACUCAAGACACAGUCUUCGUGUGGGAACAGUCUCGCGUUGACCAUUCAACCAAACAGCUACUACCGCCGCUAUCGUUUGGCCUGGGAUCUAAGUCUCUAAACAUCGCCCCCAGGAGCUGGAGCCUUGGACUCAUCUACGUGCGAUUUACAGCAAAAAUGGAAAGCCAAGAAGGAGCAGAAAGCUCAGACUUUGGUUUUGUCAGCUACCGUAUGCCCCUUAUAGUGGGGAAGAUCGAUGGCCCAAAGGACAUCAUCAAGGGUGCUGGACCCAUCAUCCUUGAUGGCACUUCCUCGUUUGACCCUUACAGACCAUUUCUUAAGAACAAUGCUUUGACUUUCACGUGGCUUUGCCGAAGGCAGAGUGAGACCUUUGAGAACAUCAGUAUGGUUCAGACUGUAGAUACGAUCACAGAAGGAAGGCCUAGAGAUAAGGGAGGGUGUUAUGGGUAUGGGCCAGGGGUUCUGAACACCACAGAGCCUAUGCUAGAUAUCAAAGAAGAAAUGCUCCCGGCGAAAGUGAUGUAUGUGUUCCGCUUGAUUGUACGAUCGAAUUAUCCAGGUGAAGCACGAGAAAUGUGGGUUGAGCACAGUGUACGCGUAAACUCCUCCAUUACGGUCUCAUUGAGGUGUACUUCCAACUGCGCAGUGAAGGUUAGUCCUCAGAACCGAAUGGUCAUCGAGUCGGCUUGUAAGGGACUUACUUGCAGGUCGGUCCAAAAGUAUAUGUGGGAGCUGUACACGAUCGAUCCAUUCGGCGAGAGUGGCAAGUUUGAACUUGUUCAGGAUCUAGAAAGGCGCAUUCUAACUGAGCUGGAUAGUCCAUCAAUCGCGUUCAUCGGGAAGGUGAACAUGUUUGAAAACUCUUUGGCACCUGAUCAGCGUUAUAGAGUUAAGGUAAUUGCGUCGCUACCUGACGGGACGUCGGAAACUGCCAUGAUUGAGUUCAACACCAAUUCCGCGCCUUAUCCAGCAAUGGAUGAAGACGGUUGCUUCAUCAGGCCAGAAGUUGGCCGAGCUGUCACGACGGAGUACAAUAUAUCCUGCAGAGGAUUUAAGGACGAGGAUUUGCCUUUAUCUUAUGAGUUCAGAUAUCAUACUGUCACCGGCAUGGUUGUGGUGGACAAGACCUACUCGACUAGUAUCACCACCAUGCUUCCCGUGGGUGAGGCUGACGUAGACUACCAAAUUAUCAUAGAAGUUCUCAUCAUUGACGCCCUUGGUGCAUCUUACACCGAGUUUCUACCCGUAACGGUUCAGCCGAUGCCAGCUAGUGAUGUGUCCAGUACUCUUAUGAGCUUGACGAGCGGCGAAAAUAGCCAGAUGAGUUCGCUUAUGAAGAGUGGCAACGUGGCCAAGGCGGCACAGAUGGCCUACGCGGUCCUUUCCCUUGUCGACAAGAGCGAGGGAGGGAUCAACGCUAAAGACAAACAAUCUGCUAAACAACGGGCAAAAAUGCGCAAAAAGUAUAACUUUAACAAGGAAAAAGCUAAGAAACUAAAGGAAGGGAUUAUCAACCAGAUCUCCAAGGUGAAUGUCAAAAGUCUCCAAGAGGUUACCCAGGUGUCUGCUGUCGUUGCCUUGGCAACGGGACAAAAGGACGAGAUAUCACAAGACUCCCAGGAGACAGCCGUAAACCUGUUAGAAAGCAGUGCAAACUUUAUGAGCUCACAGAAGGGUGGUGACCCAGCCCUUGUCCAGAAGGUCGGCGCGAGCCUGCUCCACGGUGUGAGUAACCUCAUGUCAGCGGCAUCCUCUGAGGCAACAGUGAAGGAGGAGGAAACAGAGGAGGAGAAGAAAAAAGCGAAGUACAGCAGCGAUGGGGAAAAAGCAAAGGAUGGAAAGGAAAGGAAGAAAAGGGGAAAGAAGAUGGCGGAGAAGACUCUUAAGUUGAUGGACCAAAUCGGCGGCAGCUUGUUGUCUACCAAAGUUGUAGGAGAGAAGCCCAGCGUGUUCAAGACUAAGUCUCUAGCUCUUGUCCUUGAUCGUCAAAUUCCGUCUAAGAUGGGCGAGAAGAAGAUCAGCGAAGGGAGUAGCAAGGUCGCGCUACCGUCUGCUGGAACGCUCUUCUCUAAGGCUUCAAAGGAUAUGCCCGCCGUUGACUCACAGAUGAUGGCCUUCAAGGAUAAUCCUUUCACAUGGGACCCUAGCGCCAAAAAUGUCAAAUCCUCCGUGGUUGAGUUCACCCUCAAGACUCCAGAUGGCAAGGAACUGGAGAUAAAUGGACUUUCCGAGCCUAUCGAGCUCUACAUUCCACAAAAGCAAGAGCAACAAAAACCUAAGACUGACAACGAUACCGAGCCCGAAGAAUAUUUCGCCAAGCCUAGCAAAGGAUCCAAAAACAUCCGUAGUCAUCAGAUUACUAUUCCCUCCGAAGAUAUGGCGGUUACAGUUGUCAUAAAACCCCAGGAUGGAAAGAGUCUUGAAGUGUACGUCAACCGGCUUGUCAAACCAACGCCUCAGAAAUACAAGCUCAAAAAGAUUCUGCCUGAUUUCUCAAGUUGUCUUGAAUACAACGAGACGUCUGGUUAUACCAACUGUACCAGUGAUCCAUAUACCUUGAUGUUGUCGGCGGUAGCUACCGGUGGUACGGGACUGCAUUUCAUCGGGGUUCGAUACUUUCAGCCUGACGCGCCUCCUACGAUCAGCACAUUCGAGACCCGCGUGCGCAGAGAUUGCUUCAGUCACAAUGGACGAAUGAAGAGGGGGUGUGUCGGAGUAAAAGAUCCACCGACCACACCCGCACCCACCCCUCUAAUCAUCAUACCCAAGUAUAAUGCUAGUACUGAUGUGAACUACACUAUGUCAGUUAGCAUGACGGGAUGCUUGUACUGGUCCAAUUCCAAAUCAAAAUGGACAGGCGAAGGAUGCAAGGUUGGGCCCAACUCUGACGCAUCAAAGCUACACUGCCUUUGUAACCAUCUCUCUGCCUUUGGAGGGGACUUCUUCGUGGCGCCGAAUCCUAUCGACUUCGACAAAGUGUUUGCCGAGUUCGGUCGAAUGGGCGAGACGGGAAAUUUUGUCGUGCUGUCUACUAUCUGCGUCAUUUGGGGUUUGUUCAUAGCAGGAAUGAUAUUUGCAAGAAAAGCCGACAAGAAAGACGAAAAAAAGGUCAUCGCAAACGUAGACCUUGCGGAGAACAUCGAAAACGGAUUUGUAUACCAAAUAUCAGUACAGACUGGUAUGUGGCGAGGCUACGGAACUACAGCUAACGUUGGACUUUCCAUAUUUGGCGAGGAAGGAAAGACAGGAGAUAUCUUACUGACAGAUCCGGAACUGGAAAAGGUUUUCUUUGCGCGUGGAAGCAUAAAUAAUUUUACUCUUGUUGUACCGGAAGACCUUGGAGAAUUGACAAAGAUCAAGAUUUGGCAUGAUAAUUCAGGCAAGAGCCCUGCAUGGUUCUUUCACCAGGUUAUGAUUGUUGACAUGCAGACAGAAAAACAAUAUUAUUUCCUCGCAAAUCGUUGGCUUGCAGUGGAAAAGGGCGACGGUCAAAUCGACAUAGAAAUACCAAAAGCCGAGAAGAAGGACCUUUCGGGUUUCAGGAAUUUGUUUUAUUCCAGAACGGCUAAGAGUCUCGGUGAUGGUCACCUGUGGUUGUCUUUGUUUACGCGCCCUCCACAUAACCCAUUCACCAGAUGUCAGCGUUUAGGGUGCUGCUUGUCAAUCUUAUUUGCUACCAUGGUAACGAAUGCUAUGUUCUAUCAGUUUGGUGCCUCGCCGAAGGACACAUUCCAAAUUGGGCCUUUGAAAAUGAGUUGGACUCAGAUAAAAAUCGGCAUCCAAAGUAGUAUCAUAGCAAUACCUGUUAACAUCAUUAUUGUGACAAUCUUCAGGAGUAUCAAAGUGAAAACAAAUAAUGAUCAAAAUAGCAACAACAACGAUCAAGAAAAGCCCAAAACACCAGGCUGCCUGCCACCUUGGUUCACGUACAUUGGUUGGACCUUGUGCAUUCUAACCGCUCUCGCAGCGUCAGCUUUCACAUUUUUCUACAGCUUGAUGUGGGGUGCGGACGUAUCAAAUAACUGGCUUACGUCAAUUAUGGUCUCCUUCUUCCAAGACGUGAUCAUCACUCAACCAAUCAAGGUGGUCGCUAUUGCAUCUUUGCUAUCAUUGGUGAUAAAGAAGCCUCCGCAACAGGAAAAAGUGUUCGGGAAAUCGCUUUCUAAGAAAAGCACCGAGGGCAACGUGAUGGCACCUAAAGGGCAAGAGCUAGAGAAGCAGCGUAUUUAUCGGACUAAAGUUAUCGCAAUGUUCCGUACAAUUGUAGAAAUCGUGUUUUUCUUGAUCUUUUUGCUGCUUGUUGUGGUGGUUUGCUAUGGCAACAGAAAGUCUACACGGUAUUUGAUGACGCAGGGAAUGGAGCAGUUAUUCAGCAAAUUUGAGACGGUUACGUCGCCGGAGAAGUUCUGGGAAUGGACGGAUAGUACUCUUCUCCCUGCGCUCUACGAACCACAAUGGUACAACGGAAAGCCGUUCGAGUACGAUGAAGGAUUUAUCAGCAGCAGGGAAGCUUUUGUUGUUGGCAUGCCGCGGUUGAGACAAGUCCGCCUCAAACCAGACCCCCUCUGCCAAGUAGAAUCGCACGAGCCCAUGUUAGCGCACAUGUUCCACCGUUGUCUCCCAUUAUACAAGCACUCCAAAGAGGACAAGACCCCGUGGAAUAUGCCCAUGUGGAAGCCUGUACGGAACCUGACAAGAUCCAUGUCAAUACUCAAACUGCAGGACAUCUGCCCCAAACCAUGGCGAUAUCAAAGUGCUAGUGCUCUACACUCACUAUCUUUCACUGGACUGGACCUGGUUUACGAUGGCGGUGGCUAUGUCGCAGAUCUCGGUUACAACAUGUGGCAGGCAAAGGAAGUAAUCUCAAAUCUACAGAAAAACAACUGGAUUGAUGAUAAGACUGGAGGAGUGUUUGUGGAAUUCACUGUGUUCGAGCCAACAACUUCGUUGUUCUCAGCGGUCAAGUAUCUUUACGAGAGGUUUCGGACUGGUGGCACAAAUACCCGCGCUACUGUGAGAACACUUGUCUUAUACGCUUCCGCUGAUACCAACAUGCAGUCGUUCUUUCAGGUUUGCCAGCUCAUGCUAAUGCUCAUGAUCCUGUUUUUCUUGUUUGUCGAGUUUGGAAAGAUCUAUCGACAAGGGAGAGAAUACCCCAAACAGUUCUGGAAUUGGAUGGAGCUUAUCCAGAUUCUAUGUACAGUUGCUGCUAUUGUCAUGUUCUUCUUCAAGGAAAAGUACACCAGUGAAUUCGUCCAAAGGGUCAGGGAUAACCCGUUUGAGACGUCUAGUACGGACUACAUUGUUCUGUGGUCGGACUGUGAGAUCUACCUGCUAUCGCUGGUUAUAUUUAUCAUCACGAUCAAGUUUCUUAGACUGAUCCGGUUCAAUCGAAGUAUUUGUCAGAUGACUGGAACGAUAACCAAGUCUGCUAAGAGCAUCGCAAAUUUCUUUAUUGUUUUUGUCGCUGUGCUGCUCGCCUUCACUCAACUUGGGUUCCUCGCUUUCGGUUCGAGGUCCACUCCAUACUCUUCAUUCUUCCAGUCACUAAGAUCCUGCUUGCAAAUGGUGCUCGGUGGCGACAUGCACUUCUUUGAGCUUCAAGACAUCAACAGGAUCCUUGGUCCCGCGUUCGCUUUUGUGUACAUGCUCUCUAUGACUAUGAUUCUCUUGAACAUGUUCUUGGCAAUUCUUAAUGACUCAUACGAGGAAACAAAGGAGUUUGAAGGGGAAAGUUUCGGCGAUGCUGAUCUCGCAGAGUUUAUGAGUGAAUACUUCAGAACUCACAUCGGUUAUCUUAAAACAGAAGCAGGUAACCUAAUGAAAAAGUUUAAAUCCCUUCUAUUGAGUAAAUUAAAAACCCCAAAGGAAAAAGAUGAAUAUAAAGAAGUUCCUGUCGAAGAGUCCUUUAUAAAGACUGAAAUACCCGUAAAAAGUGAGCUCGAUGGGAGACAGGACGUACUCAGCAUUGAUAAAAUACGCAUCGCUUCAUUUGAAUCGUUCAAUGAUAUCAUCAGCGAUGGUGAUGAUGAAAUGAUGAGUGACAUCAGAAAGAGUGUCAGUGAUGUACGCAACUCUAUGAUUUCUUUGCGUUCCUCCAUCGAGGAUGAAGACUUUAUGAUCAAGCCAUCAAUAAAGUGGGACACCCCGACUUUUGUACAACAGCCGGCACAAAACAAACCAGGCUCGAUAUUUGAUCCACCGGUACGAACCAAUGGCUCGAUAUUCGACAUGCCGCUGUACAAUCCAAGAGGUUCUCCCUAUCUCUCAAAGAAAUUCAUGGAAUACAACAAGCGAAUUAUUCCAGGAAGCACGUUGUACAAUGUUCUUCCGUCCGACUCUACAAACUCCGACUCGACAAACUACAAGGUGUCUACAGAAAAUAAGGACUAUACCUCUGAAAGGGAGCCACUAUUAAUGAGUUCCUCGUCCUUUUUGAAGGAAUCAGAUCCGUUGAGCGAGAAUCCGCAUGAGUCUCUUGUAUAACGAUAGAGUACGUACGAUAUCUCUAAGCUUCUCGGGCGAGCGAAGGAACGACCCAUUGAAUAACCAUGCAUAGUGAGAGUAUACAUGUUGAUAAUCAGGGUACGUAUUAUAAGUCGUGUUCAUCAGGCUAGACUAGCGCAGUCCAAGGCGGUGUGGUGGGGUCGCUAUUUUUUUUCUCUGUCGUGCUUAUGGUAAGCUCUAGUCCUCAGCAUUUGCUUAUGUAAAAGGCAGAUACCAAAAUGUAGGCUACACUCUUUUUCUUGGUUUGAAAAGCAUUUUUUUUUUGUAUAUCUAAAGUCCCGGAAAAAAAUUAGUCUAGGCCUUAUUAAGGUUAGCGAAUUUUCCAACUGCUUCAAGACUCAACUUCACACUUCAUAAAUCAACAUACAUAUUCCAUGCAAAGUAAACGCACAAGCUAUAAUGAUCUAUGGCUUAUUCUCUCACUAUAACCGAUUGGCUUUUAUUGGUUGUAUUAUAAUCCCCCCCUCCUUAUAAAUUAUUAUAACUUGGUAAAAUACAAAGCUGCAUUGCCUUCUUUAAAAUUUUGCUUUGCAGUGUAUUUGUCUACUUUCUGCCAAAAUGCCGAAUGGAAAGCUGUUAGUGCUGAAAUCUCUCCAAAA
This is a messenger RNA of Nematostella vectensis (starlet sea anemone), 8642 nucleotides long. RefSeq lists its product as uncharacterized. The record is from RefSeq and is a predicted model, not a curated record. Gene Ontology annotation, biological process: detection of mechanical stimulus. The transcript is spliced from 21 exons. Gene Ontology annotation, molecular function: calcium channel activity; protein binding; calcium ion binding. NCBI's taxonomy places the organism in Eukaryota, Metazoa, Cnidaria, Anthozoa, Actiniaria, Edwardsiidae. The coding region runs from base 496 to 8022 and encodes 2508 amino acids. Gene Ontology annotation, cellular component: membrane.